AUGGCUUCCGCUCAAGUGAUCUCGAACUCAGGGCAUGAGGAGAUGAUUCAUGAUGCCACCUUGGAUUAUUACGGCCGCAGAUUGGCAACAUGUUCCUCCGACAAGACAAUAAAGAUCUUUGAAGUUGAGGGAGAGUCACACCGUCUCCUCGAGACGUUGAAGGGUCACGAGGGCGCGGUGUGGUGUGUCGCAUGGGCUCACCCCAAAUUUGGCACAAUUCUGGCCUCAUCCUCCUACGACGGCAAGGUCUUGAUCUGGCGCGAACAACCCCAGAAUGCUACCUCCCCCGCUGGCGGCAGCUCAUGGACCAAGGUAUUCGACUUCUCCCUUCACACUGCUUCCGUGAACAUGGUCUCCUGGGCCCCCCAUGAGAGCGGAUGUCUUCUUGCUUGCGCUUCCUCCGAUGGCCAUGUCAGCGUGCUCGAGUUCCGUGACAACAACUGGACCCACCAAACUUUCCACGCCCACGGCAUGGGUGUCAACUCCAUUAGCUGGGCUCCCGCCGCCUUUGCUGGCAGCCUGAUCAGCUCCAACCCCGGACCCGGUCAACAGCGCCGCUUCGUCACUGGUGGCAGUGACAACCUGGUCAAGAUCUGGGAUUACAACGCCGAAUCCAAGUCUUACAACCCUACUCAAAACCUCGAGGGUCACUCGGACUGGGUCCGGGAUGUGGCCUGGUCUCCCAGCAUCCUCUCCAAGUCCUACAUUGCCUCAGCUUCGCAAGACAAGACCGUUCGUAUCUGGACCUCCGACAUUUCCAACCCAGGCCAGUGGACCAGCCAAACACUCGAGUUUGAUACUGUUCUGUGGCGCGUGAGCUGGAGUCUCAGCGGUAACAUCCUUGCCGUAAGUGGAGGCGACAACAAGGUCAGUUUGUGGAAGGAGAAUCUCAAGGGCCAGUGGGAGAAGGUCAAGGAUAUUGAAGAGUAG
This is a messenger RNA of Penicillium antarcticum, 930 nucleotides long. It is a transcript of the gene sec13, whose product is annotated as GTPase-activating protein SEC13. The transcript is spliced from 6 exons. Bases 1 to 930 code for a protein of 309 amino acids. Gene Ontology annotation, biological process: positive regulation of TOR signaling; COPII-coated vesicle budding; protein import into nucleus. NCBI's taxonomy places the organism in Eukaryota, Fungi, Ascomycota, Eurotiomycetes, Eurotiales, Aspergillaceae. Gene Ontology annotation, molecular function: structural molecule activity; protein binding. The record is from RefSeq and is a predicted model, not a curated record. Gene Ontology annotation, cellular component: nuclear pore outer ring; COPII vesicle coat.